Clupea harengus (Atlantic herring) is the source of this 8284-nucleotide messenger RNA. RefSeq names its product OTU deubiquitinase 7B (gene otud7b). Gene Ontology annotation, biological process: protein K63-linked deubiquitination; protein K11-linked deubiquitination; protein K48-linked deubiquitination. Gene Ontology annotation, molecular function: K63-linked polyubiquitin modification-dependent protein binding; cysteine-type deubiquitinase activity; DNA binding. NCBI's taxonomy places the organism in Eukaryota, Metazoa, Chordata, Actinopteri, Clupeiformes, Clupeidae. Gene Ontology annotation, cellular component: cytoplasm; nucleus. The record is from RefSeq and is a predicted model, not a curated record.
UAGCUAUGUGGUGGCAACAGCCAAGUGUUAUUCAUAUGGAAUUGCUCGCUUAAUUGGUGGUCUCUUGCCUCUACUGCUGAGGCAUGUUAGAGUUUCGUAGUGUUUUAUUUUAUUAAUGCAAAUAUGACAACGAAUGUUUACUCCGACAGCAUAACUCACUGACCUUGUCUUUACAUAUCUCACACGUUUUAAUGUUACAUAUCGCCUCUGCAAUUUUACUCUGAAAUUGAUACCUUAGUGCUAUUUCAUUUAGCCAAUUGUAAUCGUCAUUCGUGCACUCUCUAGCCAUUUGAUGUCAAAGCAAUCGGGGAAAGCGUGAGGAUUUCUUUGCAGUCAUUGGCUGGUCAAAUGACAAUCAAAGCCAUAUACCCUCUCAUUGGCAAGUGACUCAAGUUUUUCGAGGUGGGCGGACUCUACAGCGCCUUGGUUGACAUUGUUGUGGGAGUGAGAAUAUACUUUAUCGUCGGGUCUUUUAAAUCAUUCGCUGGUGCGUGCUAAUAUUUUUAUAAAGCCACGAGCAAGUAGUCACAAAUCUGGAAAUAUUUCUUUGAAUAUCUGAGAUGACAACGUUAUUCAAUGGGACGAUGAAAGACCUAUGUACGAGGCCGCUCAAGGUGUGCCUGUGAAGGAAGUCCCCAGCGACGACACAGUGUGUGUGUGUGUGUGUGAGAGUGUGUGUGUGAGUGUGUGUGUGUGUGUGUGUGUGUGUAUGUAUGUGUGGGUGAAAGUGUGUUCCAUUUCUCUCUCCUGAUGCCGCCUGCCACAUUGUAAAUUCAUGAUCACAUGACCUUGGAUAUGGACGCAGUCCUGUCCGACUUUGUCCGUUCUACUGGAGCUGAACCAGGAUUGGCCCGAGACCUACUAGAAGGCAAGAACUGGGAUCUGACUGCUGCUCUCAGCGACUUUGAGCAGCUGAGACAGGUGCACUCGGACGCCUUGACAUAUUCGUUUGUGGAAGAGAGGGACUACCCUCCCCCCGAAAAGGAGGUGGCUCGAGUGAGCCGACCACUCCUGCAUCGGCAGGAUGAGGUGGUGCAAGCCAACGAGAAGCGCCUCUCCAGAGGCAUCUCGCACGCGAGCUCCACCAUCGUGUCGCUGGCGCGCUCGCACGUCUCCAGCACCGGGGUCAGCGUCGGUGGCGGCGGGGGCGGAGGCGGCAGCACCAGUGGCGGCGGCGGGGGCGCCGACCCUCUCCUGGACACGCCGGUCUGCACCUUUCAGCUUCCAGACCUCACCGUCUACCGCGAGGACUUCCGCGGCUUCAUAGAGCGCGAUCUCAUCGAGCAGUCCAUGAUGGUGGCGCUGGAGCACGCCGGGAGACUCAACUGGUGGACUCGUGUGGGCCCCGGCUGCCAGAGCUUGCUGCCCCUGGCUACCAGUGGAGAUGGGAACUGCCUGCUCCACGCCGCCUCGCUGGGAAUGUGGGGUUUCCAUGACCGCGAUCUGAUGCUGCGGAAGGCCCUGUAUGCAUUGAUGGACCACGGCCAGGAGAGGGAGGCACUGAGGCGGCGGUGGCGGUGGCAGCAGACCAUGCAGAACAAAGAGUCGGGGCUGGUGUACACGGAGGAGGAGUGGCAGAAGGAGUGGAACGAGUUACUGAAGCUGGCAUCCAGCGAACCCAGAAUACAUUACAGCGCCAACGGCAGCAACGGGGCGGAGUCCUCAGAGGAACCAGUGUAUGAGAGUCUGGAAGAGUUCCAUGUGUUUGUUCUGGCCCACGUGCUGCGCAGACCCAUAGUGGUGGUGGCGGACACCAUGCUGAGGGACUCCGGUGGAGAGGCCUUUGCACCGAUUCCAUUUGGAGGGAUUUAUCUGCCCCUGGAGGUCCCAGCCAGCAAGUGCCACCGCUCUCCCCUGGUGCUGGCCUACGACCAGGCCCACUUCUCUGCCCUGGUGUCCAUGGAGCAGAAGGACGGCUCUAAAGAGCAAGCGGUGAUUCCUCUGACGGAUUCGGAUCAUAAGAUGCUGCCGCUGCACUUCGCUGUGGACCCGGGGAAGGACUGGGAAUGGGGGAAGGACGACGGUGACAACGUGAUGCUUGCCAGUGUGGCCCUAUCUCUGGAGGCCAAGCUGCAUUUCCUGCACAGCUACAUGACCGUGACAUGGCUACCGCUGCCUUGUGAGGUACAGCAGGCUCCACUGGCCCAGCCAGAGUCACCAACGGCCUCUGCUGGCGAGGAGGCGCGCAGCCCCCCAGAUUCGGGCGAGUCGGACAAGGAGUCCGUGAGCAGCAGCUCCAACGGCAACGGCGAAAGCAGCACUACAGGAGGAGGCACCUCCUCAUCCAAGCCCAGUGGCUCCUCCAGCUCGUCCAGCUCGUCCAGCAACAGCUCUGCCCCCAAGGACAAGAGCCGGAAGGACAAGGAGAAAGACAAAGACAAGGAGAAGGACCGGGACAAGAAGCGGGCAGAUUCGGUGGCCAACAAGCUGGGCAGCUUUGGCAAGAGCCUGGGCAGCAAGCUGAAGAAGAACGUGGGCGGCCUGAUGACGAGCAAGAGCACAGGGGGCGUCGGAGGACCUGGGAGUGGCACGGGCGGCAAAGGGGAGGGCACGGAGAAAAAGAAGGGCUCCCUUAGGGGGCGCAAGGGCAGCAAGGAUGGCUCCCCCUCUAUGCAGAGCUCUGAGGAUUCUGGGAAAGGAUCUCCGUCCUCCAGCAGCGAGCGUCCCGUCGGGGGCAGCCCAGGUGAGUCGGACCCCUACAAGUACAGCACUGACGUGAAGGUGAGCCUCGGCAUCCUGCGAGCUGCCAUGCAAGGCGAGCGCAAGUACAUAUUCGCAGGGCUGCUGACCACGAGCAACCGGCAGCCCUUCCAAGAGGAGAUGAUCCAGCGGUACCUGGCCGACGCCGAGGAGCGCUUUAGGGCCGAACAGGAGCAGCGGCGAGAGGCGGAGCGGAGGGGCGGGGCUGGGCUGGCCACCCCCAACGGCUCGCAGGCCCGCAAGGAAGGCGGUGGAGUGGAUCUGGGAUACCGCGGCUUCGAGGCCACGAAAGAGGAGCUGGUGGAAGGAACCACAACCUCGUUUAGCAACUUCAAGCCGUCCGUCUUCAGCCCCAACCUGUACUCGGGUGUGGUCCCCAUCCCACGGCCCACGUUGGUGGAGCACCCCACGACUGCCCUCUCCCAGACACCCCCAGCCCCUCUGUCACAGACCCUGCACACGCACGGCUAUAUGGACACUCGCCGACAACUAGCCGGUGGGGGCCCCCCUGGCUCUUCAUCUUCCUCCUACCUUGGGUUCCCAUCGUACGCCACCCUCCCCCGCCACUGCCCCGUGGCUCAAGACCCACCCCAUCCCCAGUACCACGUACCCCCUCCUGCCCCUUCAGUGGCCAGCCCCUCCCGGGUCAACCCCUGCUUUGCCACCUACCCUUCGGAGCUGGACCCUGAGCCUGUAGGGGGUGGUGGGUACAGCAAUGGCUUCCGGGACCUACGCUCCAGCCUGGAUGGCGGUCGCAGCGGUCCGCCCCCGGUUCGGCACUACUCCCUGGGCAGCGCUGGCGGCCUGGCCGGCCUGCAGACCACCCGCUGCCGGACGCCCAGCUGCAAUUUCUUCGGGCACCCCGAGACAAGCAACUACUGCUCCUACUGCUACAGAGAGGAGCUAAAGAGAAGGGAAACGGAGCCGACCAUCCACAGGUUCUGAGCAGCUCUAGGGGGUGGUGGAAAGGAGCGAGGCAAACGGUCUACAUGCCCUGCCUGCCUUCCUGCCUGCCUGCCUGCCUGCCUGCUUACCUGGGAGGCACCUGAGGCUGAAACUUCCGUCUUCAAAAGGAAAAAACGGCACAGACAUUGCCUUUUGGACUGGAGUGAUGAGUCAUCCCCCCAUGCUGACUGUGGAUAUUGUGGCAAGUCUUAACUGUGAGAAGCUUCAAUGGGGAGAAUGAUUCGAUGGGGACUUUGGCUCCAUCUGUGGAGGACCUGAGAGAUGUGGUGGUGGUGGAGAGAAGUGGGCCAGUCUCAGUCUCCUCGCCGCACUGUAACAGUCAUCCUCUGUUUUUAGCUCCUCCUGGUGGAGUGAAUGUAAACCGCAGGCGACAUAAUUUUUUUUGAAAGUGCAACAUGCUUAAUUGCAUUUCAUGAAAAAUAACCAUACACACUCACACAUACACAACCCCAGGCAUACAAGAAGCACAACCAUGAACUGCUUGUUUAUCUACACUUUUUUGUAAGAAGCAUACAGUCUCUGGCACUGUAGGUCAAUUAGAAAAGGUCAGGCAAGGGUAGAUUGUGUACCACUGGACUGAGGUUUUGGGUUUUGCUAAGAUACUUCAACGAAUCGAGGAAUCUCAUCGUUCUUCUAUGGGAAGAGAAAAAAAUAUAGAAAACACGCCCAAGCUUCCUUGAGUUCAAUCUUCUAAAUAUUUGUUUGCAAAUACUAAGCAGGUGCCAGCGAAAUGAAAUGGUUUAGGUGUUUUUUGCGUUGGUCGGAUGUUCAUAAUUUGGCAAAGCAUCACGCUUUCUUUAAAUAUCUCUUCAGCUAAACGUGGGUUUGGCUUGGUGCUCUCCAGUUUGCAGUUUGGUCAUCUCAGCCUGAUGGCCCAGUUGAACUGCUUCAGCCCAUCAGCCAUCAAACAAAAGCCCCCCCCCAUUACAUACACUACAAGAUACAUCUCUGACAUGGUCCGACGUCAUUUCUAACUUGACAUUUGUUCCUAACUUGCAAAGAAAGUCGCGUGAUAGCUGUCCGCCUGUGAUGCUUUAUACACAGAUCAAAUGUGGAAGUAAAUACCUAGUGUGGCAUAAAUCUCUGACAAAACGUUCUGUGUUUACAGAAAUGCAGAUGCUACUGGUCAGCCAGCUGCUGCAUAUGUUUUUUUUUCUGAUAUGGAACUGAUAAAUUAAUUCUCUGUUUCAGUAUUGGUGGUGUAUUUAAAGAGUGUUUCAAUGUUCUGGUUUCUGAUGGUACAGUAUAGCUUUUUAAAACAAAUAGCCAGUAUCGAAUUCUUGUGCAAGUCAGCGUAAUUAGCUUAACCCUGUGGUCCGCAUACAUACAUAUAUAUAUAUGUAUAAACAUACAUAUAUAUAUGUGUAUAUAUACACAAACAAAAGGUCAUUAGUGUCAUAUUAGGUCUAGUUAAAGGUCUAGCCUGGCUAAUCAGAUAUAUUUUAUCGAAGAUAUUGCGGUAAAAUUAAAUCAGACAAAACUGAUGCCAGUUGUCAUGCAAAAGAAAUGUUACACACAUUGCGAUACCCUACCUUCCAAAAGCUCAAGUCACGGCACGGUGUGGCGUCCAAGUAAAGUGAGUGACCAUGACGAGUCACUAGGCGGCUUUCUGCACAAAAAUGAAGCACUUUUUUUCUUAGGUCCUGAGCGUGUGUGUGUGAGUGUGUGUGUGUGUGUGUGUGUUCCAGUGUGAUGAUGGCAUGCUGUAUGUUAUUUCGGACCUGGGAUGUCUGCUUCCUCAGUCUGGAGAGGCACGGCCUGCUCACUCAUGGCGGGUAGGCGCGUCUCUGAGGACGACGACAUCGCUCUCUCUCAUCUCUCGUUCUUUCCAAGUUGCCUUUUUCUCUUGGCCCAUCCGCUCUACGGGUUUCUGUCUGUCUGUCUGUGUCAAGGCUUAAUGUUUCCCCGUUUUUUAUUUAUUUUCGAAUUCCAGAAACUGUGCGAAGCCAUUUUGGGAGGAUGGCUGUUCUGGCCAUCACUCCCUGUGUGUGUGUUGUUUUCCCCAAGCAGUGCUGAAUGCCAUGGUUUUGGCUGGGCCCUUUUCAGGCCUCUUUUUUUCCCCUUUUUCUUCCUCUUUUUUUGGGGGUUUUGAAGUUGCUGCCAUGUUGGUUGACAGACAAAGGCCUCGUUGAGGAUCUGCUGUGGUGGUGGAAAUACCUAGCGAAGAUGGAGGGGGGGGGGGACAAAAAUAACCCCAAGAUGUUAUCCUCACAGGCAGCAAGGCUGCAUGGUGCAAGUGGUCCUGUUUAUUUCUGCACAACAAUAAUACUCUUAAAGCUGAGAAGUUUGGCAUUAUUUAAUUGCCAUUUGCCAUUAUAUUGCUGACACCAUUGAAAUAACCUAUGAGUUAAUCCCUGUGACAUCACCACCAACUACACACACAUUGAUCUUAAAGUAAGCUCUUGAAAUGCAGAUGGAGAUAUUAACCCUUCAAAAAUUGACAGUAUAGAAAUGACAAACUAUACUCAAUUUGCAAUUGGUCAUUAACACUUAUAAUGACUUGCAUCUGAUGGAUGUAAAAAAUUGUUGCCAUGCUCUCGUGUUUGCCUCGCUAUUUUUUUUGUAUGCAAUAUCUGCCAUGCCCAGUGGAUGGCGCUCUUGUAUCAGUUUCCUUGUUAUGGAAGCGAUAGGCAAUAAGACUCCACCAGUUAUAACCUAGCAUUUUAUCAAUAGGAUUAGGAAAGUGAAAAAUAGAUGAGGUAGAGAGUGUUUUGGCUUCAGCAAUGUAAAUAAAGGGUAUCUGUCUUCUGUUAAUUUUUUCUCAAACUAGCAGACAUGUAUCUAUAAGUGAUCUCUUGGUGAUGGUUUUUGUGUGGUGUGCACAGCUGUCCUUUUCUGCUAAUUCUCAAUGAGAAUCUGUGUAUGACCAUGUCUAUGUAAUUGUGUGUGUGUGUGUGUGUGUGUGUGUGUGUGUGUGUGUGUGUGUGUGUGUGUGUGUGUGUGUGUGUGUGUGUGUGUGUGUGUGUGUGUGUGUGUGUGUGUGUGCGCGCGCGCAAGUGCUAACGGCAUACCUUGCCCUCACAAAAAAGUGUUGCAGCUUGAUGGCACAAUCAAGAGGACUUCUUAAGAGAUAAAAAAAAGGAAAAAUCAGAAUUUGAUGGCAACUAACUUGAGUGUUUAUUUCUCCCUACAAUGUAAUCGUAGCUUACAUCAGUGGCUUCAUUUAUUCCAAGAACAGGGAAGCUCUCGAAAAGAAAACAUUGUUCAUUGAACUUCAAUAAGACUGCAAACUUUUUUGUUUUUGUAUUAACAAAAAAAAAAAAAAGACAACGAAAAGGUUGUACAAAUAUGUUCCAAGUUAUUUUUGUAAACCAUACCAAAAGUUUUACAGUGUUUUUAAAGAAAAGAAUGUAUAUUGUUGGACACUAAAAUGAACGGAUACCAAACUGCAGUAGCCGAAACAGCGAUGGGAGACAGUAUUCAUUGGAAUGAUUUUUUUCUUUCUUUUCUUUGUUUGGCAGUUGAGGCUGACCAUAAAAAAAGGAUCUUCAGUCUGAGGGUUUCUUGUGAACAAACUAAUACCUUCAUUAAUGAGCUGACAAAAAAGGUGUGGUUUUGAAAUAUAUAUUUAUAGGAAGUUGUUUAUUUUUCAGGAAGUUUCUUUUUGUUUCAGAAUGUUUAAUUUUAGGAAUACCAGAAUGUUCUUUCAUACGGGCUACUUGUCAGACAGACGGCCUCACUGACCUCCAUAUCACCCACGACACACACAGACACGCUUGCAUGCAUACACACACACACACAGACACACACACAGACACGCUUGCAUGCAUACACACAUUUUCAUGCACCCCUAUACAAACCCAUUCAUUGCAACCUCAUCACACAGCACGUUUUGAAAGCCACAACUUACAGGACCUGACUCAGGCACUGAUCUCGUCGCAGUUUUUGUCCUUACAUGGAUUAUUUUCUCUUUGUUAUUUUAAGGUAUAGCUGACCCAGGUUUAUAAAGUAUGUACUUUUUUUAUUUUCCUAAAUGACAGUCAUCCACAAAAACUUCCAUGGGAUGCUUUGGUUUGCAUGGAACUGAAGCUUUAGCAUGUUGCAAGAGGGUAUGACCCCCAUAUUUUGCAUCAUCAGUAGUUUGAUGGGCAGUACACCUUUGUCUAGAUCCAUGUUAUUCCCCCACCUCCCCACCCCACCCUACCCUACCCUACCCCAGGUUGGCAGAGGCAAGCCUAGGCUGUGUGACAGUGCAAUCUAGAUAGAAAGAACAUCUGAUUAUCUUUUAGUUUUUAUUGUUUUUCUCUUUUUAUUUGCACCGUUUGAAUAAAAUUCUCAUUGUAUUUAAACACUACAGUGCCUGUGGUCAUGCAUUUCUUUCUUGAGAGACAACGGAUGUAAUGUCUUUCUGUUAGAGGAGUACAUUUUAGCAUACAUUUGCCUAAUUCGAAAUUGGCUCAGCAGUUAAAGCACAUGUUUAAUAUUACGUUUGUAUUUCUACGCAGAUAAACUCAGGCCUUGGGCAUCAUACUUUGUCAUUUAACUAUUAGGCGCUGCGUGUCAGUUUAUUAUACAUACAGAUCUGAUGUGUGUGCAUAAGAGUGUUCUAUAAUGUGUUGCUACUUUAGGUAGUUGCCAGUGUAGUAAGUAAAUAAGAAGAUUUCAAUCUGUCUCGAAA